AUGUCAGUUUGCAGCUGUAACAAAUGGCCACUUUUGAUUUUCUCCUCAAAUCUCUCUUUAGCUCCUUCGGCAGCUUUGGCGCCGUCGUCCCCUUUGGACUUUAAAUCCGUUCGCGUUGGCCAGAACGUGACCUUGAAAUGUUUCUACCAAGGCAGUAAUGGACCAAUCUUUUACUGGUACAAGAAAAGCAUGGGGGGAAAAGCCCAGCUCAUGUCUGAGUUCUACAAACACAAACAAAACGGCUCUCUUCACAGCGACCUGAUCACCGGCGAUCCACGAUUCAAACUGGAACCCGGCAGCGGCGAAUUCCACCUGAAGAUACUGAAUGCGCAAGUGUCGGACUCGGCCACUUACUACUGUGUCAGCCUGUUUUCUCACGCGUUUGACUUCUUGGAGGGCAUCGCUGUCCAUGUGGAAGGCCCGGGCUUGAAAACCGAAGGCCUGUCGGAGUCGGAGAACGCCCGGCCGGGCGGCUCUGCGACGACACACUGCACGUUACGAAAUGGGACCUACGAUGGAGAGCACGGCUUUUACUGGUUCAAAGGCUCUGAAGACUCUUUCCUGAAACUAAUUUACACCCACAAAAGCAGCGACAAUAUGAGUGACAAGAAAGCAAACACAAAAACACACAGCUGUGUGUACGUCCUGCCUGUGGAUGCGUCUCAAGCUGUGGACUACUACUGCGCCGUUGCCUCAUGCGGACAGAUACUGCUCGGAAACACAACUAACCCGGACUUAACAUGUGAGUACCGAUAUCACAGUUUCUAAAUUAAACCUGUAAAAUCGUUUCAAUUUGUCCUUUCAAAAUAAAAGACAAAUAAGAACUCUAUCUGUAUCGUCUCCUUCUAUGCAGACGACUCAGUUACCAUUUUUCUGAGUGCAGCCUGUGCGUUCACCUCUGCCCUCAGUCUUUUACUGGCUUUGUCGGUGUGCAAAAUCACUAAGAAGACAAAAUGCAUAUCUUCAGAGUCCCAACCAAAGCACCCGUCAGCACAUGUGAAGAGCUAUCACACUGCAGUAGCCGUGGCGACCGACAGCUCGAUGAGACAGAAGGACGGAGUCUGGAGUGAAUGUGUUUACUACAGAUAUUAGAAGGUAGACAUUUUGGUAUUUGUGCCUCUGAAGACGUAACACUGAGUUUGUAGAAGAGGUCUGAGGUUUUCGUUUUGCUAUUCCUUUAAUACUAUUAUCGGCACCUGAAGCUCAUCGGUUACAGAAUUAACUCCUGCCUCUUGAGAUGUGCAGAAACCUUUAAUUUAGGGCUGAAAAGAUUUUGGUGUACUGAUCUAACAACCCGACUUGAGAACAUUUGGUUCUUUUAUGCAAUUGAUAUCUGUAUUUUAACUGUAUUCUUUUAAUGCAAUGCCUUUACGCUUAUCUGGGUUUUUUUCAUGUGUUACCCUGGACGUCCUGGAAAGCAUU
Molecule: messenger RNA, 1422 nt
Organism: Xiphophorus hellerii (green swordtail)
Lineage: Eukaryota; Metazoa; Chordata; Actinopteri; Cyprinodontiformes; Poeciliidae
Exons: 4
Coding region: 1-768 (255 amino acids)
Biological process (GO): response to bacterium
Source: RefSeq, a predicted model, not a curated record